AUGGCAGGGGGAAUCUCCCAAGCAACACUUCCGUUACCUCUGGCAGCUUUUGUGAGCCUCACCAUAACAUACAAGCUUGAUAAAGCAUCCGAACGGUUCCUUAACCUCGCCGGACCAGCUCUAGAGAACCUCGCCGCAAGCUGCCCAUGGCCAAGCAUGCCCAUCGUGGCAGCCUUGUGGACUCAAAAAGUCAAGCGCUGGAGCGACUUCCUCAUCUUCUCCGCCUCUCGAACCUGGUUCCUUUCUGUUCAUGAGUUGGAUGAGGAAGGAAACAGUGGGGGUCUAGUUUACAGUUUGGGAGGCUAUGCUCUGGCCUACUUCACUCUGCUCUGCGGCAUGUUUGCGUGGGGAAUCGACAAGACGUCGCCUUCGAAGCGAAGGCCGAGGGUCAUAGAAGCUCACAUGGAGUUCCUGGCAAGCGCGCUGGAUGGGAAGAUCUCGCUUGGGUGUGAUUUGUCUCUGUGGAGGGCUUAUGUGUCUGGGUUUUUGGGGUUGGUGGUGGAAUGUGCGGCGAGUUGGGUGAUGGAGGUGAAUCUGGGGGUGGUGAAGAGGCUGAGCAGAGGGCUGAGGAACUGGAAUCAGGAUGAGCUUGCUCUUGCUCUGCUGAGGAAGCGGGGAGUUGAAGCUAUGGGGGCUGCUGCUGAGGUGAUUCUUGCCGUUCAAUGGUGAUGGUGGAUGCAGGUGAUUUCUUUCGCUGCUGCCGCUUUUUGUUGUAAAUUUUAUUUAGUUUUAUUUUUAACGUGUAGGGGAGUAAAUUAAUAUUUGGAAUUUUACAAUAUUGUAUUAGUUUGGGGGGUGGGGGAGGUGUUUAAAAGAAACUAUUGUUGCUAACUUGAAGUUUAUAGUGUGUGUGAGUUGCCA
Molecule: messenger RNA, 861 nt
Organism: Phalaenopsis equestris
Lineage: Eukaryota; Viridiplantae; Streptophyta; Magnoliopsida; Asparagales; Orchidaceae
Product: mediator of RNA polymerase II transcription subunit 33B-like
Exons: 2
Coding region: 1-669 (222 amino acids)
Biological process (GO): regulation of phenylpropanoid metabolic process
Cellular component (GO): mediator complex
Source: RefSeq, a predicted model, not a curated record